AUGGCAUUCAAACCUGCGGCAAUCCAAGGCCACGACCCUCGCGUCCCCAUACCUGAGAAGGAUCUUCAUCCAGAUCACCCCAUCCUUGCAGAUGGGAUAGAGCCCAAUUUCGAGACUUAUCUCUACUUUGCUAAGCAGCAGCGAGAGAAAGAAGCUGCGGAAUCCAAGUCGGACGACAUGGAGCGAGGUUUCUGGGCUAACAUCCUCUGGGGAAAGGGAGAUCAAAAGUUAAUUCCCACUAACUUCACAGAUGACAAGAAAGGAAACACCGCUGGGUCCGCUUCGGAGGCAGAGUAUCGGGCUGCUUCGAGCGCUUUGAGAACCGCUUCAUGGGCAAGCGUGUUCUACCUUAUCACUACAGACAUUCUCGGCCCAUACACUACUCCAUGGGCGUUCUCACAGGUCGGUUAUGGUCCGGGUGUUGCAUGCUUCAUCGCAUUUGCCAUUAUGGCUGCCUACAGCGGGCUGUUACUCUGGUACAUGUUCAUGAAACUGGACUCAGAUAAACAUCCCCUGAGAUCUUUCGGUGACCUCGCCUACCGUAUUUACGGCGGCUGGUUUCGACAUGUGUGCAACGUCUUGCAGAGCCUGCAGCUUAUACUCAACGUCGGUCUAAUUAUCCUCUCGAAUGGUCAAGGCCUUUCGCAAAUGGCAAAGUUCAAGCUUUGUUUCAGCGUUUGCAAUGUGGUUUGGAUGCUGGGUGGAAUGAUGCUCGGACAAAUCAGAACUCUCCGGAAGUUUGGCUGGGUUGCUGACUUCGCGGUAUGGCUCAAUAUCAUCACUCUAAUUAUUACUAUGGGUGCUGUCGCACACACACCUCCGAACUACGAGGGGUCCGGCCUUCCACCCGGUCCCGUUCAGACGUUGGCCAUUAAUAAUCAACCCUUCGAGGAACAACUCAACGGAAUUAUGCAGAUGGUCUUUUCUUACGGUGGCGCAAUGAUUUUUAUUGAAUUUAUGGCUGAGAUGCGUCGUCCCAUGGACUUCUGGAAAGCUAUGGCCUUCGCCCAGCUGUUCAUCACCACUGUCUACAUGUUCUUUGGUCUGUUCGUCUACUCGUAUCAAGGGCAGUUCGUCGUCAACAUUGCCAACCAGGGUAUUUCCCUCUACAGCCUUCAGACAGCGACCAAUGCUACUUCCCUCACAGCUGGCCUCAUCGCAGCUGCCUUGUAUGGUAACAUUGGUGUGAAGGUCAUCUAUAACACCAUCUUCGUGGAACUGUUCCGCGCUCCGCCCCUCACUGUUAAAUCCGGAAAGUACCUGUUUGCUGUGUCUGUUAUAGUCUACUGGGCCCUCGCAUAUACCAUUGGCUCCGCUAUCCCACAAUUCACCAACAUCUCCGCAUUGGUUGCUGCCGUUUGCAUCUUCCAAUUCAGCUACACGUUCCCACCAUUCAUGUUCCUAGGGUUUGUCAUGCAAAACACCGCUCUGUCUGGUGAUAAACCUUACGACGUCAACAACCCACACAGUUCUAGAGUUGACACGUGGAAGAACUGGUCUCGUUGGAGACGAGCCUUGUCCAAGCACGUCUUGUUUAACCUCUGGAAUUUCAUCCUCAUGCUUGCAUGCGUGGCAACAGCAGUUCUAGCGGCGUACUCUGCGAUUAAGUCAAUCGUCAAUGCCUUCCAUACUAGUGGUGCUCCGACGUCUUUUGGGUGCAAAUCCCCAGUUCAGUAG
Pisolithus orientalis is the source of this 1677-nucleotide messenger RNA. Its product is annotated as transmembrane amino acid transporter protein-domain-containing protein. Gene Ontology annotation, biological process: amino acid transmembrane transport. Gene Ontology annotation, molecular function: amino acid transmembrane transporter activity. The record is from RefSeq and is a predicted model, not a curated record. Gene Ontology annotation, cellular component: vacuolar membrane. The transcript is spliced from 9 exons. NCBI's taxonomy places the organism in Eukaryota, Fungi, Basidiomycota, Agaricomycetes, Boletales, Pisolithaceae. The coding region runs from base 1 to 1677 and encodes 558 amino acids.